AUGAGGUUCACAGUCAACAACAACGCCCUACUUCUUGUGGCCGCUAGCAUUAUCACAAACAUCACAGGCACAGGAAGGGUAUUAGGCCACCCAACCGACGAUAAGCUCGUCCAAAGCAUGGUGGCGAGCCACAUCCUGGAAGGGAGACUUAACACGAAGAGUCAAUGUGGUUAUUUCGCCGACCCCCACAAUUGCGUUCCCGCCAUCUGCCGCUGCCAAGACGACCGCUACUAUGCGCUCAACCGGGACAACCUAAAAGCUGGUAAGCACGGGUGCGACCCGCCCUGGGACAGGUACCCUGGGGGCCCUUGUACGCUGAAGGUGUCUUGCUGCCCGGUGCCAACAAAGUGGGGGAAUUACGAUGAUAAUCCUGUUUUGACGUGA
This is a messenger RNA of Neurospora crassa OR74A, 384 nucleotides long. RefSeq lists its product as hypothetical. NCBI's taxonomy places the organism in Eukaryota, Fungi, Ascomycota, Sordariomycetes, Sordariales, Sordariaceae. The record is from RefSeq and is a predicted model, not a curated record. The transcript is spliced from 2 exons. The coding region runs from base 1 to 384 and encodes 127 amino acids.